ACUGUGAACACUCUCCAAGGCAUCAGCAGAGAGCAAAAUAGCACAUCGACAUCUUCUUCUUCCUUCGAUAAUGGAUGCUCCCGAAGAUUCCUCUAACUAUUUCACCGAUUUUACCUUAGCCCAGAUUGUAGACAUGGAGAAUCUCUAUAAGGAGCUCGGUGAUCAAUCUCUCCACAAGGACUUUUGUCAAACUGUUGCCUCCACUUUUAGCUCCUCUGUGAAUCGGAAUGGAAAGUCAUCAACAAUAACCUGGAAACAAGUACAGAGUUGGUUUCAAGGGAAGCAGAAACAGCAAAAUCAAGCCAAAUUCAAGAAGACUGUGCCAUCUCCCCCUUUGCAGAUUUUUGACUUAUCAAAUCUCAGUGAUGCCGGAAAUGCCGGAAAUGUUGUCGGAAACGCUACAUGUGGUCAAAGACCAAAAGGUAAGGCCUCUGAUGUAUCUGAUCUCGCUUUUGAGGCUAAAUCAGCAAGGGAUUACGCGUGGUAUGACGUGUCUUCGUUCCUAACUUAUAGAGUUCUUCGCACGGGUGAACUGGAAGUGCGUGUACGAUUUUCUGGGUUCGACAACGGACACGAUGAGUGGGUAAACGUCAGAACGUCAGUGCGUGAGCGGUCUAUUCCUGUAGUACCAUCAGAGUGUGGGAGAGUGAAUGUUGGAGACCUGCUGCUAUGUUUUCAGGAAAGGGAGGAUCAAGCACUAUACUGUGAUGCUCAUGUUGUGAAUAUCAAGAGAGAGAUUCAUGACAACACGAGGUGUAACUGCGUGUUUCUUGUUCGCUAUGAUUAUGACAAUACAGAGGAACCGCUGGGAUUAGACAGAAUUUGCCGUCGCCCUGAUGAGUGAAUCUGUUUGGUUCUUAAGUAAUCUUUAGAACCAGACCGACUGAUAAUAUAGAACUGAUCCAAGGGUAAUGCCAUUGUAUGUUAGUUUUUUCUGUCAAUCAUGCGGAAUAAAGUGUAAAAAGGGUUUAGGAUUGAAAAGGGAACGAUGAUACUAUGUAAUAAAAACCCUAAUGCUUAAGCAAUUAAUGCCCUUUAUGACAUGAAA
Molecule: messenger RNA, 1048 nt
Organism: Eutrema salsugineum
Lineage: Eukaryota; Viridiplantae; Streptophyta; Magnoliopsida; Brassicales; Brassicaceae
Product: protein SAWADEE HOMEODOMAIN HOMOLOG 1
Exons: 9
Coding region: 71-844 (257 amino acids)
Molecular function (GO): chromatin binding
Source: RefSeq, a predicted model, not a curated record